Messenger RNA from Venturia canescens, 681 nucleotides. RefSeq lists its product as uncharacterized. Gene Ontology annotation, cellular component: replication fork. The record is from RefSeq and is a predicted model, not a curated record. Bases 55 to 681 code for a protein of 208 amino acids. Gene Ontology annotation, biological process: DNA replication. Lineage: Eukaryota; Metazoa; Arthropoda; Insecta; Hymenoptera; Ichneumonidae. The transcript is spliced from 4 exons.
UCGUCAGUUGCCGCCAAGCACGCGAAGAAAGUGGUGGAAUCAAGAAAAGACAAAAUGACGACAUCAACGACUAAAGAAUUUACGGCGACGACAGAAGAAUUCACAAGCAAUGAAGAAAUGGAUGAAUUCAUCUCAACGACUAAAGAAUUUACGGCGACGACAGAAGAAUUCACAAGCAAUGAAGAAAUGGAUGAAUUCAUCGCGGGAGACGAAACCAUCUCCUUCACUGGAUAUAUUGAUAGUAUUGAAGGCUCUAAACUGGUUGGCAAAGGUGUUAAGAAAGUUUUAUACAAGUUCGUGGUGAACAACGGCAAAGGGAAGAAAAUGCGGGUAUUAAUGUGGGAAGAGGUAGCGAAAAAGUACGAAGCUUCAUUGCGUUGCAGAGAUAUAACACUCUACUGUGAAGAUGUUUACCCAUUUGCAUUUAAAAGAAGACAAUUUCCAAUCAAAUUAGCUUUUGCAAUGACAAUAAACAAAUCGCAGGGUCAAACAUUUGAUAGAAUUGGGAUUGAUUUAAGAAAAAAUGUUUUUAACCAUGGUCAAUUAUACGUCGCGUUUUCACGAGUACGUUCUUGGAGUUCACUUAAAAUAUACUUAGGUAAUCAGAGACAUGAUAGGAAUGUAAAAAAUUUUGUAUACACAGAAUUAUACGAUACUCUAAAUCGGUUCAGCCAAUACUGA